Messenger RNA from Colletotrichum karsti, 1026 nucleotides. RefSeq names its product 2, 3-dihydroxybenzoic acid decarboxylase. The transcript has a single exon. Bases 1 to 1026 code for a protein of 341 amino acids. Gene Ontology annotation, biological process: secondary metabolic process. NCBI's taxonomy places the organism in Eukaryota, Fungi, Ascomycota, Sordariomycetes, Glomerellales, Glomerellaceae. Gene Ontology annotation, cellular component: cytosol; cytoplasm. Gene Ontology annotation, molecular function: carboxy-lyase activity; hydrolase activity. The record is from RefSeq and is a predicted model, not a curated record.
AUGGCACGCUUCAUCACCAUCGAAGAGCACUACCUCUCUCCUCUGCUCCCAGAGGAGAAGGUUCGGUACAACCGCCCCAGCGUGAAGGACUUUGGCACCGCCGUGAUUGACAAGCUCGGCGACCUCGGCCCAGCCAGACUCGAGGCGAUGGCCAACGACUCCGUCGCGAUGACCGUCCUCUCACACCUGCCCGCGACGCCCGAACCAUCAGUGUGCACAGCCGUCAACAACGACCUCUACUCGAAAAUUGAGAAGCACCCAGACCAGUACGCCGCGUUCGCUCUGCUGCCACUUGAGGAUCCUGAGGCGGCCGCGGAAGAGCUCAGGCGCUGCGUGAAGGAUCUGGGCUUCGUUGGCGCCCUCACCGGGAAUCACCUGGAUGACGGCAGCUUCUUCGACACGCCGCAAUACUACCCCCUCUGGGAAGCGGCGCAGGAACUAGAGGUUCCCAUUUACAUACAUCCCACGUUCGCCGACGAGUCCGAGAUGAAAGUGAACUUCGAGGGGCCGUACGACAUCGAAAUCGCCAAGGCUCUGAGUGCCUGGGGCUGGGGCUGGCACUCGCGAACAAGUUUGCACUUCCUCCGCCUCUUCGCGGCGGGUACCUUCGACCGUUUUCCCAAACUCAAGAUCAUCCUGGGACACAUGGGUGAGAUGCUACCCUUCAUGCUCGAUCGGAUCGUCAGGUCGUCCAGCAAAUGGCCUCCUUCGGAUUUCCGCAAGAGGGGGUUGAGGGAGGUCUGGGAUAACAAUGUGUGGGUUACGACCAGCGGGAUGUUUUCCCUUGCGCCAAUGGCAUGUCUUCUGCAGGAGACGAAAUCUGAAAGGGUCAUCUUCAGUAUCGAUUAUCCGUUUUCGACGAAUGACAUGGGCCGGGAGUUCAUGGAGAAGUUGAAGGGCAGUGGGCUCGUCAACGACGAGGAAUGGGAGGGUAUUGCAUGGAAGAAUGUGAAGAACCUUCUGCGCCUGAAGUUUGAACCUCCGAAAUCCAACAAGAGAAGAGCAAAUUCAGAUAUUGAGAGGUAG